AUGACGGUGCCGCUGCUGAAGAUCGGGGUCGUGCUCAGCACCAUGGCGAUGAUCACCAACUGGAUGUCGCAGACCCUCCCCUCUCUGGUGGGGCUCAACACCACCAGGCUCACGGCGGCACAGGGAGGCUACCCAGACCGGAGCACAGGAGUGUUGCCAGCAAACCCAGAGGAGUCGUGGCAGGUGUACAGUUCCGCCCAGGACAGUGAGGGGAGGUGUGUCUGCACUGUGGUGGCACCCCAGCAGUCCAUGUGUUCACGGGAUGCCCGCACCAAACAACUGAGGCAGCUGCUGGAGAAGGUCCAGAACAUGACCCAGUCCAUCCAGGUGCUGGACCAGCGCACGCAGAGGGACCUGCAGUAUGUAGAGAAGAUGGAGAUUCAGCUCCGUGGUCUGGAGACCAAGUUCAGGCAGGUGGAGGAGAAUCACAAGCAAAACAUUGCCAAGCAAUACAAGGCCAUAAAAGCGAAAAUGGAGGAGCUUAGACCGUUGAUACCAGUGUUGGAGGAGUACAAAGCCGAUGCCAAAUUGGUAUUGCAGUUUAAGGAGGAGGUCCAGAAUCUGACGUCAGUUCUAAGCGAACUACAGGAGGAGAUGGGGGCCUAUGACUACGAGGAGCUUCACAACAGAGUGUCAAAUCUUGAGGAGAGACUCCGAGCAUGCAUGCAAAAAUUAGCAUGCGGCAAAUUGACGGGGAUCAGUGAUCCCAUCACAAUCAAGACCUCCGGAUCCAGGUUUGGCUCCUGGAUGACCGAUCCUCUGGCACCUGAAGGGGACACUCGGCUCUGGAACGCUCGCCAGCAGGGCCCGCAGAAAGCAGCUGAGAAAAGGCUUUUAUCGGGAAUGAUGGGCAUCAUCCCCAUGGGGCCUGGUGUUUGCCAUGCCGUCUGGUACAUGGAUGGUUAUCAUAACAACCGCUUCGUGCGGGAGUACAAGUCUAUGCAUGACUUCAUGACUUCUGAUAACUUCACGUCCCACCGGCUCCCCCACCCUUGGUCAGGAACUGGUCAGGUGGUCUACAACGGCUCCAUUUACUUCAAUAAAUUCCAGAGCCACGUCAUCAUCAAGUUCGACUUCCGUACCUCCUCCAUCAGCAAGUCCCGGCAGCUGGACUACGCCGGCUUUAACAAUGCGUAUCACUACGCCUGGGGAGGCCACUCUGACAUCGAUCUGAUGGUGGAUGAGGGAGGCCUGUGGGCCGUCUAUGCCACCAACCAGAAUGCCGGCAACAUUGUCAUCAGCAAGCUGAAUCCCAACACGCUACAGAUCGUCAAGAGCUGGACCACCAACCACCCCAAGAGGAGCGCUGGCGAAUCUUUUAUGAUCUGUGGAACGCUCUAUGUCACCAAUGGAUACUCAGGAGGCACCAAGGUCUACUACGCCUACUCAACUAACUCCUCUACUUACGAGUAUAUUGACAUAGCCUUCCAAAACAAGUACUCGCAUAUCUCCAUGCUGGACUACAACCCACGCGAUCGGGCCCUCUACGCUUGGAACAAUGGACACCAGGUUCUUUAUAAUGUGACACUGUUCCACGUCAUCCGCUCAGAGGAACUGUAAUGGGAAUGGAUUUCAAACAUAAAUAUAUAUUGUCUGUGUAGAAUUAUCACUAUAUUAAGAAAAAAACAUAUAUCUGCGAAAGAAAAGACUAUGGCAAGUCCAUUCUAUUUAUAAACUCAUCAUUUCUGACAGAUUGCAUCAUUAGUGAAUGCAAAGUGGAUUGAAUGCCUCUGGAAAAAAAAAUCUAACACUGAAGGGUUUCAUUCCAAAAUGUGUUGUACAAAAGGCUGUUUAUGUUAAUAUCACAAAACAGAGAAGAUUAUAAGAAAAAGACAGUUGUUUUGUAAAUAAAGUUCCUAAUAUGACUUCUGACUUCAGUAGUUAGUAGGCCUGUUUUUUAAAGCUGCUCUCAUUUUCUUAGAGGAAUUUUUUUGCUUUUGGAAUGAAACUCUUUAAUUGUUUGCCGUCUAGAAAAUGAUUGUAAAAAUGAAAUAUAUAUCAGACAUAAAAGAUUGAGAAGAGAUGCCAAAAAAACAAAGAAAAAAAACUUCACAGCUUUUUUAUAUAGUGGAAUAUUCAUCAAAGCGCAUUCCUGUGGCUCCAGUUCUUCUGCCAAAAUCCUCCCUGAUGAACAUUUUUAUGCCGUCGAUGGGGGUCCUGAAGCAAGGACUGUUAUUAAUAAACUGUUGGACCCGCUGGACAAAAGAAGGGGGGAACAAUCCAGACAGAAGACUUGAUAGCCUAACGGAGUCUCCGGUCUGACACAUCGUUUUUAUCAAGUACAGUAGCAAAUCUGAAAUCUGUUCAGAAACAAUAAAAUCAUCCACUAAAAGACCUGAAGGCACUGACUGUUGACAGCGCUGUUUUUUGAUCAGACUUAUUCCUGUGUUGGUGACUAUGUGUGAAGGCUUUCUUUGCAUGAAUGUUUUCUAUCACGCCGCUCUUCUGAAUGUCUUUUGCUGUAUUAUACUAUAAAGAAGAAGAAAAAAAAAGGGAGCAAGAUUGAGAGGUAGGGAUGAAGAGGAAAAAUACCUGUUAGAGGUUGCAAUUGACUUAUUUCAUGUGUUUUUUUCUAUUUGUUGUAGUUUUGUUUAUUUCUAUUACUUUGCUAUGUUUUUUUCUAAACAUUCUUGUGUCACUGUAUCUGUUGGCACCGCUUUUGCCUCUGUGUACUUAUUCAUUUGGACUGUGUAGGAGGAAUCUCUCUACCUUUCACCUAUAUGAAAAAAACAAACAGAAUGUAACCGAAAUAUUGUAUCUUGGAUAAGGGAAUGUGGUCCUCUUGUCUUCGGUUCACAUCAUAAGCCUGAAUUCGGGAAAGGUCCUUUGUUUUUUUUAAUAAUCCUGUCUUUCGUCAUGUAUUUCCCUAAUGCUAGUGAAGGAAAAUGUUGUUAAAUGUAUACCCUUGCUGAGGACAAAAGCUUUUCACUCCUUUUGCGCUUUGCUGGACAUGUGUUGUAUCUGAAAUGAGGUAGUUAAUGGUUCGUGUCAAUAAAACAGAGAAAACUGAUGCUUGGCUUGUUGCCCUGAAAAGCAACAAGCUGCCAAAUGGCUGAAUCUUUAUUUAUCCACAAUUAAGUUUUAAGGAAGCGUAGAGCAAUUUGGAAUGAU
This is a messenger RNA of Menidia menidia (Atlantic silverside), 3111 nucleotides long. The record is from the annotation of a GenBank genome assembly. NCBI's taxonomy places the organism in Eukaryota, Metazoa, Chordata, Actinopteri, Atheriniformes, Atherinopsidae.